AUGGAUAAUAAAGAUGAUACAUUUGAGGAAGUAUGCUAUGUUUGCAGUGGCAUAAGGCAUUCAAAUAAAUAUGUGCUAAACAUAAAACCUAUUUCAUCCUCUAAUGAACCUUAUUUUUCUUUUUUGGAAACUCAUGAACCACCUAGAAAAUAUAAGGAACCAAUUUUUGAUAAUCAGGUUCAAAAAAAAAUUUUUUUUUAA
Molecule: messenger RNA, 201 nt
Organism: Pediculus humanus corporis (human body louse)
Lineage: Eukaryota; Metazoa; Arthropoda; Insecta; Psocodea; Pediculidae
Exons: 1
Coding region: 1-201 (66 amino acids)
Source: RefSeq, a predicted model, not a curated record